AUGACUGCUCAGAGGAUCACUGAAGCUGCAGCUGCAAUGUUCGGCGAUGCUCCGUACGUGGUCGUCGAGAUUUAUAAAGACGGCGAGUGCUCGCCUCUUAGCGGCGUGCAAGCGUUUUCGUCGGACCAGGAAUGCCACGUCGCCAUUGAUGGCACAAGAUUCACGUCGACCUUAGCUGAUACUGGAGACGGUGAUGUCGUUCUCUACACGGAUGACAAGUGCGGGGCGACGGGUGAUGACAAGACCACCAUGGCGCUAAGCCCGAAGAUGCUCGGCGAUAGGAACCCCUGCACUGACAGCGCCAAGUAUUACUCCUUCAACGGCCCGCCCCCACCUCCCAAAUCUACCCCCGCCUCCACGACGCCCUCAUCCACACCUUCCACGACGACGAGGACCCCAACGACUCCAAGCUCCACGCCAUCUUCAACUACGGAGGCGCCUACCACCACGAGCACAGGAUCUGGAACUUCGGAUGCGGCAUCACUCUUCCCGACAUUGACAGCUUCGCUUGGACUGCUCGCGGCAGCCUUUGGACUUCUCCUUUAA
Molecule: messenger RNA, 546 nt
Organism: Phytophthora sojae
Lineage: Eukaryota; Oomycota; Peronosporomycetes; Peronosporales; Peronosporaceae
Exons: 1
Coding region: 1-546 (181 amino acids)
Source: RefSeq, a predicted model, not a curated record